GGCGCGCGUGUCGUCAUUUCCCGCGGAGCUGUCAAAACAGCACAGCGUCUACUGCAGAAAUGUUCCGCUCCGGGUUUUAAAACUGUGCUUUUAACUGCUUAGAAAAUGUAGUUAGGGACUUUAACACACUUUAAACGCGUUUGUUUAGUAUUUAACACACAGAAACACGGAAUUUGAAGCUUAUUUCGCCCGCUGACCCUCUCUUCCCCCGCUUACAGGCUUCCUCCUCCUGAACUGGGCUUAAAAGUUGGGUAGAGGACAGUAGAAGGACUGAAGGGGAUGUUAAAGGGAAGAAUUGAGGCAGGAAUUGUGUCCUUGCUCUAAAAGCUGCCGGUUGUGCCACGUCAGAAAAAGGAAUGUGUCCCCUGUAAAGGUUUCCUGUUGUAAAAUAGGCAUGGAAGCAGCACAGAGUUCAGGGCAGAGCAGGAAGAGGAGAAGAGAAGGACCGAACGGAGAUGCAGAGGAAGAGGGAUGGAGUGGGAAAAUCCCACGACUGACUUCAGGUCUGACAGACCCUGCCCCAUUUGCUGAUCAGCUGGAGGUUGUGAGGGCAAAGUACACUCGAGUGAGUUUAGAGGAAGCCCGCCGAGGUACACCAGCGAAUCGCCCGGUGCGUGUGUACGCUGAUGGGAUUUUUGACAUGUUCCACUCUGGACACGCCCGCGCUCUGAUGCAGGCCAAGCGUCUGUUCCCCAACACUCAUCUUAUAGUAGGCGUAUGCAGCGAUGGUUUAACACACAAACUAAAGGGCUUUACGGUAAUGAAUGAGGACGAGCGUUACGAUGCGGUGAGCCAUUGUCGAUACGUGGAUGAGGUGGUCAGAGACGCACCGUGGACACUAACGGCAGAAUUUCUUACCGAACACAGAAUUGACUUUGUGGCCCAUGAUGAUAUCCCAUACGUUUCAGCAGGGAGUGAUGAUGUUUACAAACACAUAAAGGAGGCAGGCAUGUUUGCACCCACGCAAAGGACAGAAGGCAUCUCCACAUCAGACAUAAUCACGCGCAUCGUCCGAGACUACGACGUCUACGUGAGACGCAACCUGCAGAGAGGAUACACUGCCAAGGAGCUAAACGUCAGCUUCAUCAACGAGAAGAAGUAUAACCUGCAGGAGCGUGUGGAUAAGGUGAAGCAGAAGGUGCGGGACGUGGAGGAGAAGAGUAAAGAGUUUGUUCAGAAGGUGGAGGAGAAGAGCAUUGACCUCAUCCAGAAAUGGGAGGAGAAAUCCAGAGAGUUUAUCGGCAACUUCCUGCAGAUGUUUGGACCAGACGGUGCACUGAAGCACAUGCUGAAGGAGGGUAAAGGGCGGAUGCUGCAGGCGAUCAGCCCCCGGCACAGCCCCAGCAGCAGCCCGGUGAGAGACGAGCGCUCUCCUUCACCCACAUUUCGUCUUCCUUUCUUCGCCAAAACCUCUCCUUCCAGCUCCCCUCCGCACUUCAGCGACUCGCACAGCAUCAGCGAGGACGAGGAUGAGGAGGACUAGAGGACUUGUGUUCUUCACCCACAUCUACUGUUUUAUUCUCCCUUGAUUGUAUUAUUAUUAAUAUUAUUAUUAUUAUGGUAUUCACUAGGAAUCAGGUGGCCUACACACAUCUCUAUGUUACCUCUUUUUUCUGUUAAAGCAAUACUCCACAGUUUUAUCAGCCUCAUUUCUGCAGCUGUUACUACAGGCCAGUGUUUCUUAAAGGAGAAAUCAGGUGUGAAAUGGUCUUGAGGUGUAUAUAGUGAAACAUGAUAAAGAAUAUAAACUUUAGUCAAAUAGCCAAUUCUACUCUCUCUAAAGUGGCUAUUUUUACACUACUAACAAGCAUGAAAAAUCCAUCUAUCUAUCUGUUUUCUGUAAAUCAGCUGAAAGAGUUUGGUGUCAGGAAUCAUAUGCUUCUAUAAGCCGUUUGGAUGAGCCCUUAUUUUGAUGUCAUGAUGAAGAAACCAUCAUAAAACCACCCACUAGAUCAAUUAAUGAAACGCCAUUUUCGUUUCCUGGUUGAGAAACUCAGACAGAACACUUUUUCUAAGGGAGGGAUCUGUACCUACUGUGGAAAAAAAUCCAUCCAUCCAUCCCUUCAUCUGUUUUCUCUAAAUCAGCUGAUAGAGAUUGGUGUCAGGAAUCAUUAGCCUCUAUGAGCUGUUUGGAUGCUCCUCCUUUAAUGUGUCAUCAUAAUGAGGAAAUUAGCAUAGAACCACCCUGGCACCACCCCUCAUCUGUCAACCCCCACCUGAGCCCCACCCACUAGAUCAGUUGAUGAAACGCCAUUUUCGUCUGCUGGUUAAGAACCUCAAACAGUACACAGCAGGAUUAGCCAGCAGACUUCAUCUGAGGGAGGGAUCUGUACCUACUGUCUGUGGCAUGUCAGCAUUGCCUCUAUCGCAGUGAAGCAUGAACUAGUGCUGUGCUGUAUUCUCAAAUACAGCACUUUUAGCCAAUGCUCCCAACAGGCUCACAAUGCUGGUGAUGGGGGCAUAGCGUAGCUUUAAAGUAGCCAUUUUCAUACCAUUAACAAGCAUGAAAAAAAUCCAUCCAUCAACCCCCACCAGAACCCCACCCACUAGAUCAGUUGAUGAAACAUCAUUUCAGUCUGCUGGUUGAGAACCUCAGACAGUUCACAGCAGGAUUAACCAGACUUCUUCUGAGGGAGGGAUCUGUACCUACUGUCUGUGGCAUGUCAGCAUUGCCUCUAUCGCAGUGAAGCAUGAACUAGUGCUGUGCUGUAUUCUCAAAUACAGCACUUUUAGCCAAUGCUCCCAACAGGCUCACAAUGCUGGUGAUGGGGGCAUAGCGUAGCUUUAAAGUAGCCAUUUUCAUACCAUUAACAAGCAUGAAAAAAAUCCAUCCAUCAACCCCCACCAGAACCCCACCCACUAGAUCAGUUGAUGAAACAUCAUUUCAGUCUGCUGGUUGAGAACCUCAGACAGUUCACAGCAGGAUUAACCAGACUUCUUCUGAGGGAGGGAUCUGUACCUACUGUCUAUGACAUGUCAGCAUUGCUUCUAUCGCAGUUAAAUUGAGUGUUACCUGGUGCUGUGCUGUAUUUCCUUUUAUGGCAUAGCGUUAAAAUGGCUAUUUUUACACCAUUAACAAGCUUAAAGUAGCUCCACGCUUUAUUCGUAGAAUUCUGAGGGUCCUGAUGAUAAGUCGAGUGAUGAGCGCAAAAAAAAUGGUAGGAUAGGGCGAACAGAUUUUAAAAUAAAUCCUGUGGAAAUGCAUGAAUAUUAUAGAGAUAUGUUUAAGCUACAUCAAUCUGUUCCUCUUUCCUACCUAUUUAUCUAUGCUCGUCAAUUGACUUAUUGUGACUUCAUUUCAAGACGGCGUGUGUGUAUAGUGUGUUGUUGUUUUUUUUAAAUAAACGACCUACAGUUACUGUGUGUAUAAACAGUGAUUUUAAUAAACUACCUGUGCACAUUUAAAGAUCUCAGUGCUUCGUUUUAAAUGUUAGGGCCCUCAGAAUUCUACCAGUGAAGUGUGGAGCUACUUUGAGCGUAUUAAUGGUGUAAAAAUAGCCAUUUCUUUGCAUGGGUAAAUCUAUGCCCCUAUCACUAGCUAAAAACUCUGUAUUUCUGAAUGCAAGGAGUGAAAGGAGGUGGGCUAUUUUACAAAGUUUCUACUUGUUAUAAUGUUUCACUACACUAAAAGUCCAUUUCACUCUGGAUUUCUCCUUUAACCUUGCUCUUAUGAACCCAAAGCACCACCUGAUGGAGCUCCUCUGCUGAUUAUGGAGCCCUUCAGGAGAUAAGUCAGGUGUAUUGGGGAGAAGCAGGAUUUAGAAACUCUAAGCUCCAAACCGUAGCUUACCUGUAGUUUAAACAGAACAAAAAUGGAACAAAUGCACAGUUUUACAGCCUAAUCAGAAUAUUAUGACAAUGUCUUUGUUUCUAAACUAAUUUUUAGUUUAAUUAGCAUCAAAAUAAGCUCCACUGAUCAUAAAGGACACUUCUGUAUCUGCUUCUCUGCAUACUUUAUUAUUAUUAUCCUCCUCUUUCACCCUUUUCUUCAAUACUCAGAACCCCACAGGAGAGAAAACCAUCACAGAGUUACAGCUAUUAUAAAUAUUUGGGUGGUGGGUCAUUAUUAUUCGCAGCACUGCAGGGAUUAGCACUGAUUAGCAUGGUGGUGGUGUAUGAGGUGUUAGUAGUGUGUGUUGUGAUGAUGGUACAGUGAAUGGAUCAGAUACAGCAGUGCUGCUGGAGUUUUUAAACACCUCAGUGUCUCUGCUGCUCUGACUUUACUUUAUCUACAAGGUGGAGCAGCUAUAGGUUGGAGUGUAUACCGUAUUUUUUGCACUAUAAGGCGCUUAAAAUCCUUAAAUUUUCCCAAAAAUCAUCCUUACGUAUUAAUUCUACCAGUCAGGUAUUAAGAAGCCGUUAAGCUGCUCUGCUGAAGUACAGAGUUAUUAGUGAGUUUCAGUUUAGUUCUAGUUAGACUAGCACUGCUGGAGCAGCAUUAGCAUUAGUCGCUGACCACAGUGCUAGUUUGUUUUUCAGAGGUGAGUAUAUUGAACUCUAGUGUGCGUGUUUACCAAGUUAAAACAAGCUACCGCUAGCUAAUACCACUCUGGGUUACCAGAGCUCUCAGGCUUUCUCAGUGUAGCGCUGACGGGCGGCAUUAGCCACUAACUACUAGCGGUUAGCCGUUAAUGCUAAUGCUCCAGCUUAAGUGGAAAUCUGGAAAUCUAAGCUUACUGUAAAUAAACUGGAAGUGCUUUACUCACCCAAAUAAAGAGUUUUUAGAAGAGAAAUCUGUGUAGAUUAACAUCCAGCACUCUUUUAUGCGUCUGGAUUUUUUUUUUGUACAGUUUUGUUUGCUAAAACUAGCUUAGCAUUACUGCUGAAUUAGAAGGAAAACUUGGUGACACCCCUGUUCCUUACUACUAGUUACUUAUGUCGCAUAAAAUGUGCCUUAUAAUCCAGUAAGCCUAGUGCGUGAAAAUAGACCAGAAAAUAGAUAGAAGUGUGCUUAAUAGUGUGAAAAAUACAGUUAUAUAGAGUGGAGGACAGUGAGUGAUUAAAAACACAGUGUUUAAAAACUCCAGCAGCACUGCUGCAUCUAAUCAACUCACUGUAUCAUCAGCAAACACACACACUAACACCUUAUACACCACCACCAUGCUAAUCAAAUAAUAAUAGCUGCUCUGUGGUGGUUUUCACUCCUGAGGAGUUCUAAGUAUUGAAGAACAGGGUGAAAAGAGGAGGAUAAUAAUAAUAAAGUAUACAGAGACAGAGAUACAGAACUACAAUCUGUUAUUAUUUAUGUUAGAAGUGAAAAACUACAAAUGCCCUAAAUAUAGGAUCAGCGGAGCUGAUAUAAUGGACAUUGACCAUAGUGUCAGUGGCCAUAGUGUUGCCCAUUGACUUUCACUGUAAGAUGUCUCUACUGGACUGUUAAAGCAGGUUCUCCUUUAUGGUCUGUGAUAAUUGAUUGUAUUCCACAGAUAGAGGUUUGAUUUAGGGAUGCACUGAAUAUCCAGCAACCAAAAGCAUGUGGCCAAAAAUGGCUUAAAUAAAAGCACCUUUUGUUGACUGACUAAGUGAAAAGAAUAUACAAUAAUCUAUACAGAACAAUAUUGUGCAUGGUUGGCAUGUCUGCUGGGAUGUUAAAAGUGUUCAGUGUUCUAUAAAUAUUUUUAAAUUGUAGUUUAGUAAUAGCUUUUUCUUUGAAAAGCAAGAGAAAAUUAUACAGCUCUGGAAAAAAAUGAAGAGAGCACUUCAGUUUCUAAAUCAGUUUCUCUGAUUUUGCUAUUUAUAGGUAUAUGUUUGAAUAAAAUGAACAUUAAACAUGUUGUUUUAUUCGAUAAACUACGGACAACAUUUCUCCUAAAAUUCAAAUACAAAAACAUUCUCAUUUAGAGCAUUUAUUUGCAGAAAGUUUUCAGACCUCAAAUAAUGCAAAAAAAAACAAGUUCAUGAAGUUUUAGAAAUCAAUAUUUGGUGGAAUAACCCUGGUGGUUUUUAAUCACAGUUUUCAUGCAUCUUGGCAUCAUGUUCUCCACCAGUCUUACACACUGCUUUUGGAUAACUUUAUGCUGCUUUACUCCUGGUGCAAAAAUUCAAGCAGUUCAGUUUGGUGGUUUGAUGGCUUGUGAUCAUCCAUCUUCCUCUUGAUUAUAUUCCAGAGGUUUUCAAUUUCAACUCAUGAUAUUUUUAAGUGGUCUUUUAUUUUUUCCAGAGCUGUAUGUUAAGUUUAUUUAAUUUAUGCAAUGGUUCAAAAAGUUGUUUGUUAUGUAGUCAGCCAAAAAUGUUUAUUUCAGUGCAUCCCUAGUUGGAUUGGUUUGAAUCCUUGGAGUAUUGCUUUAAUCUGCAACCAACAAACAGUGUUUCUCUUUAAAGUAAGUCAUUAAUUUAGUCCACUCUAACCUCGUUAACACACAAUCUAACAGAAUUUUUUAUAUUUGUGUAGGAAUCUAAUGAGGAGGUAUUGGAACAUAGCACUUCCAAUACCGCUGAAUUUAACCCAGUCCCCACCAACUGUAACCACUAUAUGAAGGGCAAAUAUAGUAUAGCUAUAGUUUAUAGUUUAUAUUUCCUGCAAAGUAUUAAUCAUAGACUACGUUCACAAAGCAGGUAAAAGUGAUGCUUAUGUUUCUAAACUGACGCUUAUGAGCUAAAGAGCAGCGCUUCACGUGAAGUUUCAGUUUCAUCUUCUCCAGCGUCGCAGGAGCUAUCAAGGAGUUCCAGUGUCUGGCCAUGUUAUUAGGUCACGCCCACUUUUUUUUUAUUUGUGUCCUUGGUUUAAAAGCUUUUAUCUUUUAAUUUUUCUUUCUUCUGCGGAUGCACAAUUGCGACAUAACCUAUUCAUUUCAUUUUAAAGGAGACAAAUAUACGCAAAAAUACUUGAGGUAGUGAUCCGACUACUGAAACCCUUACUGAAAACCAUAACCUCACUCAAAUUGAGUCUUUUACCUGCUGUGUGAACUUAGUGCCAUAUUGUCUUACAAAUACUUGAUUAAUUAUGUAGUACUGCUUAUUUGUGCAUUAAAAGGGAAUUUUAAUGAUUAUAACAAUACAAAUCUGCAGUUAUUCAGAACUGGUUGUGGUUAAGAGUGGUAAGAGUGAGGGUUUGGUGUGAAAUUUGUUACACUGUCUAGUAAAGUAUGUUGCAUGUGUGUGGGUAUAUGCAACUGCAACAUAAAUAUACACUAUUUUAUUUCAUUUACCACUGAAUCUAAACAUGCCCUUUAAGUUUUAUAUUUUUUUCUGUAAUGUAAAAGAUGGUAUAAUAGUCUUAAAUCUGAAAAAAAUAUUUUUUAUCAAGGCACUAGGGUCUUGGCAUUUCACCACAGCCUAAAUAAGACAUGUUUUAUUGUUCAAUAUCUAAAAAAUAUCACAAAACCACUAUGGUGUAAUGUGUUUCUCUGAGGGAGCUUUUAAAGGCAUUCAAUUUUUAGAUGUCUUUAGAUUCACAAAUAUUUGAAUUCACACCAAUCUCACUCAAUAUACCACUCAAAAAAUGAUGUAGCUUGUGUAGCUUUAUGCAGAAACUUUGAACAACCUGUGAAAUUCCCCUUUAAAACUCAGUAUGCAGUACUUGAUGGUGUACCACCUUUACAUCCAGUAUGAUUCAAGUGCAGUGCACAGGCUAUGCAGCAUCACAAUGACCUACCUAUCCAUGUUCUGUCCAUAGAUACGACAUUCUUUGGUCGCUACUGUUGCUAGACUGGACAAGCUUUAGACAUGUCUAGAUUAGCAUGUCAGCUAAUCUAGCUGUAAAUGCUAUGAUGAGCUAGGAUUAACCUGUAGUUGAUUUCUAUGGUCCAGAUCAGUUGAUGAGUUUGUAUAUUUGGAGUGUUUCUCCCUCUGUUUAGUUUAUUUUCACAUAGGCACAAAACAUAAAUGCACCAAUAUGCCACGCGAGUACAUAGUAUCUUCUGAUUGGUCGGAGCUGUCUUGCUUUAACCCAGAAUGCAAAAAAUUUGCAGCUGCCCUUUUAAACACAGUGUUUUCAAUGCGAGCAGUGAACGCUGCACAGACCACGCAUGUAAACAGCAUGGAGCAGUAGAUACAGUGUUUGUUCUUAGCUGCAGUAAUUAACUUUAUCUGGCUAAUAUAUCAGAAUAAACUGCGCCUUAUCAGCAGUUUAGCUCAAAUAAAAAGAAGUAUAUUUGAUAUUUGGGUCAGAUUGAGACCGGAUCACGUUCUUACCACAAGCGAACCGCUCCAGAGUUCAUUUGGGGCCCAAAAACAUCUUGAGGAGAUGUUCUCAGUCUGAUUGUUUUAAUCAAAAGGCACUAAAGUUACAGACAAACCAGAGUCUGAUUUAACUGAAACAAAUAAUGCAGGUGUGAAAACGCCCUAACAAUCAGGACAGUCUGAAUCUGAACAGAUCUGAUUUAAGAAACAAAUCAAAUUUUGGCUCCUUUCAGACUGCCACCGUUGUACUGUAUUAAAGCAGGGAUACCACUAAAAUGUGCAGGACAUGGAGCUUUCAGGACCAGAAUGAACAAACAAACUGAUUUACAGCAAAAGGGCAGUUAUGCAUAUUAGCUCCCAGUCCCAAAACAACAGUAGCCCUCCUGAUCUGCCCCCGUUUUCUGUCUAUUGUCUGUCUGUCCAUUGUCUGGAUCUUUUCAUACUUGAACAGAAGCCUAAUUUUCAGACAGAUUCCAGGGAGGGGGGGUGAAGGUUUGGUUUAGUUAACACCCCCCCAAAAGCACAACCCCAGCCAAUCGCGCCACUUCCACCUUCCGCUCAGUUUAGACUCCAGGAAUGUUCUCUCUAACCCAGAACUAACUCUGCAAAACACUGGAAUUACGCCAUAAUCACAGAAACCCCGUCACGCUAAUCAUUCCACUGUGAGGGCGGAAGCCAUGACGUGUCCUUCUUCUCUUCUCUGCACUAUUAUUAUUAUUAUUAUUAUUAUUAUUAUUAUUAAUAAAUAUGUGUUUUUAGUUGUUUGAACUGGAUAUUUAAGGAUCCUGUCAUAGCUGUUUUAUCAUCCAGUCUUAUUUGGUUAACAAUCAGUGUCUAUUUCUUUUGUUUUUUGUUUAGUUUUUCUCUUAAUUUCUCAUCUGUCACAAUAAAAGUAAAGUUUUACACUU
Molecule: messenger RNA, 9029 nt
Organism: Astyanax mexicanus (Mexican tetra)
Lineage: Eukaryota; Metazoa; Chordata; Actinopteri; Characiformes; Acestrorhamphidae
Gene: pcyt1ab
Product: phosphate cytidylyltransferase 1A, choline b
Exons: 10
Coding region: 395-1483 (362 amino acids)
Biological process (GO): CDP-choline pathway
Cellular component (GO): endoplasmic reticulum
Molecular function (GO): phosphatidylcholine binding; choline-phosphate cytidylyltransferase activity
Source: RefSeq, a predicted model, not a curated record